AUGUUGCAAGUCUUCGGAUUGGAUGAGCUGCGCUCUGCUGUCGAUUCCACCUCUUCAGUGAUCAUGGAUCGGCCGGUCGGUGAUCUUGUUGACUGGAACUUCUGCAAACCAGCCGAGCCCAAAGCAGUGGAGUAUUGGAUUCAACGGUCGUCUUUCCACGACCAAGUCCGCAAAACCGCACGCCAAAAGAAGCUUAAAAAGGCCGCAGAUCCUUCGUCGUCAACAGCUACGGUCUCGCUGACCGAUGGCUUGAAUCAGCUCUGCCAGCAGCUGUUUCGGAACCAGCUUUGA
Messenger RNA from Puccinia triticina, 291 nucleotides. RefSeq lists its product as uncharacterized. The transcript has 2 exons. NCBI's taxonomy places the organism in Eukaryota, Fungi, Basidiomycota, Pucciniomycetes, Pucciniales, Pucciniaceae. The coding region runs from base 1 to 291 and encodes 96 amino acids. The record is from RefSeq and is a predicted model, not a curated record.